Portunus trituberculatus (swimming crab) is the source of this 2135-nucleotide messenger RNA. RefSeq names its product probable aminopeptidase NPEPL1 (gene grsm). Gene Ontology annotation, cellular component: cytoplasm. The record is from RefSeq and is a predicted model, not a curated record. Gene Ontology annotation, molecular function: manganese ion binding; metalloaminopeptidase activity. Gene Ontology annotation, biological process: proteolysis. Lineage: Eukaryota; Metazoa; Arthropoda; Malacostraca; Decapoda; Portunidae. The coding region runs from base 134 to 1699 and encodes 521 amino acids. The transcript has 11 exons.
ACUACCGUCCCAGGAGAAAGACCAGCUAUGACAGAUCCACUUGUAGCCCCUCAUAGGACCCUUAAUUAUUAGCGGUGUUAUUUCACGGUCUUGCUCUUCACCAGCUGGUGAGCAUAGUGUGUGCUGUGCCAGGAUGGGGAGUCCUAAGCUACAGUUCCGAGGGUCCUUGAGCACCGUAGACCCCAGGAAGUCUCCGGUGCUGAUUGUAGGGCAGCUGGGGCACCUGACUGGCUUGUCAUUCUCUGAUGUGGCUCCAAGACUCCAGCCCAGGGUGGAUGAGGAAGCCUGGAAUCUUGCCGUCAACAGUCUGCAGCCUUCCCCGACAGAUUAUUGCUCACUCUACCUGAAUCUGGCCACAGUGGCUGCUCUGCCCAUCAAGUGUUCCCGUCACAACACCCCGUCCAGGACCCAUGCUGUUACCAAGCUUGUCAAGACCCACUCAACUGGCGGUGACGAGUGCAUUGUGCUGGUGUGUGAGAGAAAUGAUGUGUAUGCCAGUGCCUGUGGGGUGGCACGCGCCUACCCCACCUACUCCCGAAAAACAGCCUCUGGAGGUUCUUCCACAGAGCACACAGUGACGGUAGAAGUGCUGCUGGUCGGGAAGGGAGAUGCUCCUCUCACGCAGGAAGACAUCAAGUUGCUUGAGGAUGCUGUGUUUAGUGUCCGCCUUGCUGCCAGGAUUGUUGACACUCCUGCCAAUGAGAUGCACACUGAUGCUUUCAUUGAGGAAGUGCACAAAGUUGCCCAAAUGUUAGACAUAAAGCCAAUGAUCAUACGGGGAGAGGAUCUGGCAGCCAAGGGUUUUGGUGGCAUCUAUGGUGUUGGUAAAGCAGCCAUCCACCCUCCAGCUCUGGUGGUGCUCUCCCACAUGCCAUCUGGAGCCACUGACAGCAUAGCCUGGGUUGGCAAGGGCAUUGUGUAUGACACUGGUGGACUCAGCAUCAAAACUAAGACCAGCAUGCCAGGGAUGAAGAGAGAUUGUGGAGGUGCAGCUGGCAUACUUGGGGCAUUCUGUGUGGCUGUGCAGUCUGGAUUCAUCCAAAACUUACAUGCCAUAUUCUGUUUAGCUGAAAAUGCUGUUGGGCCAACUGCUACGAAGCCUGAUGACAUUCACACACUCUACUCAGGAAGGACUGUGGAAAUUAACAACACUGAUGCUGAGGGUCGCUUGGUGCUGAGUGAUGGCGUUGCUUACGCUGCCAAAGAGCUGCACUGCUCCACAGUUCUGGACAUGGCAACCCUCACAGGGGCUCAGGGCACAGCCACAGGAAAGUUCCAUGGUGCUGUGCUAACUAACAGCCAAGAUUGGGAAGAUGCAGCAGUGUCAGCUGGAGUAGUUUCAGGGGAUUUGCUUCAUCCACUCCCAUUCACCCCUGAGCUUCACUUUGCUGAAUUUGCUUCUGCUGUGGCUGAUAUGAAGAACUCUGUUGCUGAUCGUUUAAAUGCUACUGCUUCCUGUGCUGGUCUUUUUAUUGCUGCCCACCUUGGCUUUGACUUCCCUGGAAGUUGGAUUCACGUUGACAUGGCUUACCCAGUACACUGUGGUGAGCGAGCAACAGGGUAUGGUGUUGGUCUCCUGCCAGUAUUGUUUGGACAUCAUUCAAAAAACAGGCUGCUGAAGAACUUGGCUCCUAUUUUGUCAGAGAAUGGUGGAUGUGAAGAGAAUUGUAAGGCCUCCAAGAAGAUGAGAUUAUCAUAAUUCAGCAUUGCUUUCUAAUGUUUGCUCAUAUCCUUUAAUAUUCUCUAAUAUUUGGUGACAAUAAUCUUAACUUAGCAUCCAUUUACUUUUUUUUAACCAUCAAUUACUUUAAACAGGGUCACAGUUAUGUAAUUCAUCAGAAUCAAAACUGUACACAAGGAUCCUUCCAUUCUAGCAUUAGACAUGAUAAAAGGUCUGCUACUUAAAUGUUUGAAGGAAUGUUAGUCCCUUACUCAUUGUGCUGGACAUCACUAGAUAAGACUGUCAGAAUUGUCAGGAAUGUUUGGCAGCUUCCUUUCAUUACAAGAUACAGGGUUGUAAUUUCUUUCCUUUAUUUAUUUUUAUUAAUUAGUUUAUUUUUCUUAGAAGAUUUUUGCAGAUUAUUCAUUAUGAAGAGAUCACAGUAGUUUGAAAUAAAGAUAAAAAAAAAAAAAAA